AUGACUACAAAUGAGCACAAGGAAAUCCAUCUGGUUGUUUGCCAGCAUGGACUGUGGGGCGUGCCAACGCACUUUAAUGUCUUGCUCAAGCAUAUGGAGGACGUGCAUGGUGAUACUGAAGUGAGAAUACUGAAUUCGAAUAUCAGCCAGGGGUUUCAGACAUAUGCCGGAAUUGAUCUAAUCGGAGACAAACUAAUUGAAUUGAUCCACGAAACAAUCGCCACGAUGAAAAAGAAGGAUCAAACUGUAACCAGGAUAUCAUUCAUCGGGUACUCAUUAGGUGGCCUUGUCAUGAGAUACACGAUAGGCAAGCUCUACACCACCCACUUCUUUGACACAAUUCAGCCAAUCAACUUUGUGACCAUCGCGACGCCACAUCUCGGCAUCCGUAAAAAGGGAAACCAGACCAUUGAAAAAAUAUUUAAUUCCCUGGCCUCAGCACUGACGUCUCGAUCUGGUAGUCAAAUGGCAUUAGAGGAUGUAUAUCUGAAUGGACUACCGCUGCUAGUCGUUAUGGCGAUGCCGAACUCGCCGUUUUACAAAGCAUUGGGAUUGUUUAAAAGACGACAGGCCUUUGCUAAUAUCAAGUCGGACAGGACUGUGCCGUAUACUACUGCCUCGUUUAAAGAGAGUAAUCCGUACCAUAGAUGGGUGCCUAUGAAGGGGUAUGGAGAUGAGUAUCCAAGUUUGGUGAAACCGUCGACUGUGCCGUAUACGCAGCUGCCUAUGACGACGAGGGGGAAAGUUACGUUCAGUAUCUUUAUUAUACUGAGCCCGAUUCUGGUUCCGUUAUGGCUUGCGGUGGCUUUACCGACUCUUGCUGGUUGGAGCGCAUACUACCAUAUAACCACCAAACCAACCGAGACUGAAUGGGUGUGGAGUGACAAGGACUUACAAUUCCACGCAUCGUCAAACCCGGAGCUACUAAAAACAUCAGCACCAGCUCAACGUGCUUAUAUAAUAGAACAGCUCAACACGCUACCAUGGGAUAAAGUUGAUGUCAUGACUGAGCGUAGCCAUUCUCAUGCCGCUAUAAUUGUUAGGAAUGGAAAGGAUGGAUCGUACGAUGUGACGAAAUAUUUAGUUGAUACGUUCGCUAGGAUCUAG
Messenger RNA from Synchytrium microbalum, 1107 nucleotides. RefSeq lists its product as uncharacterized. Bases 1 to 1107 code for a protein of 368 amino acids. The transcript has 4 exons. Lineage: Eukaryota; Fungi; Chytridiomycota; Chytridiomycetes; Synchytriales; Synchytriaceae. The record is from RefSeq and is a predicted model, not a curated record.